AUGCACAGUGGCUUGGUUGAAACUCUUCUCAGUGCCCUCGCCCAACACUGGGUGUUGGUACUUACAUCACUGACUGUCGCGUGGCUCGUCAAGAACAGAUAUCACCAUGGGCUAAAUAAAUACCCCGGUCCCUUUUUGGCAUCUUUGACGGAUUGGUGGCGCUUCUGGGAUGUUUACGGACAAAGACCUGAGGUGACGCUGCAGAAACUUCAUGCUAAGCAUGGUGAUAUUGUCAGAUUGGGACCAAAUGUUCUAUCGUUUGCCGACCCUGCUGUUCUCAAGUCCAUCUAUGGCCUGAGCAAGGGCUAUGUCAAGUCCGACUUUUACAUUGUUCAACAAUCCGUGGUCAAGGGCCACCGUCUUGCAUCUCUCUUUAGCACUACAGACAAUGACUUCCACUCCCAAUUCCGCAGAUGUGUCAACUCUGCCUUCUCCAUGAGCGCACUUGUUCAAUACGAGCCCUUUGUUGACAACACCACCAAGCUGUUCUUGGAACAGACCGAGAAGCUCUUUGCUAAACGUGCUGAUGUCUGUGACUUUACACAGUGGCUUCAGUUUUACGCCUUUGACGUCAUUGGCGAGAUCACUUAUAGCAAGAGACAUGGAUUCAUUGAGAAGAAUGAGGAUGUUGAGGGUAUUGUCGCGUACCUGGGCAAGCUGUUCCUCUAUGUUGCACCUGUCGGACAAAUUCCCUUCCUGGACCUCAUCUUCCAGAAGAACCCCAUCUACCUCAAGCUUUCCCAAUGGGGUCUCUUUGACUCGACGAUCGCCGUUGCACGCUUCGCCCGCGCCCGCAUGGCUGAACGUCUCAUCCCUGAACUCAAGUCUGUCGACAGCCUCCCAAUUAGCAACCUCAAGAAGCAACCCCUGGGCCAAGACCUGCUCUCCAAGUUCAUCGCCGCUCGUGAAUCCCGCCCCGAGUUCAUGACAGAUACUCUCGUCCAGACCAUGGCCGUUUCCAUGGCCUUUGCAGGUUCAGAAACUACAGCUAUUACCCUCUCCGCCGUCUUCUACUACCUCCUCCGAAACCCCGAGUGCUACCAGAAGCUCAAGAAUGAACUUGACGAGGCUGCCAAGGCUGGUGUCUUUUCUGACUACGAAACUGGUCUGGUUACUUUCGCUGAGGCUCAGAAGUUCCCUUACCUUCAUGCUUGUGUCCAGGAAGCUUUCCGAAUGCACCCCGCCCCAGGUCUCCCCCUUGAGAGGAUUGUUCCUCCCCAGGGAGCAGAGAUUGGAGGCGAGUUCAUCAAGGGCGGUACCAUCGUCGGUGUUUCAGCAUGGAUCAUCCACAACCGCCCAGAGAUCUUUGGAAAUGAUACUCAUGUGUACCGACCUGAGCGCUGGUUGCCCGACCCCAACCUUGAUGCUGAGGAGGAGGAUAAGCGUAUCAAGAAGAUGACGGGUAUGAUGUUCCAGUUUGGCAUGGGUAGCCGAACAUGCAUUGGCAAGAAUAUUAGUCUAUUGGAGAUCUACAAGGUUGUCCCAAGUCUCCUAAGACGAUUCGAGAUCAACUUUGAAGACCCAAGCAAAGAGUGGAGGAUCAUAAACGCCUGGUUCGUCAAGCAAACAGACUUCAACGUCAAAUUCACACGGAGAGAACUCGUACAGCCAGAAUUCUCAGAGAAGCAGGAAUGA
This is a messenger RNA of Fusarium musae, 1635 nucleotides long. RefSeq lists its product as uncharacterized. Gene Ontology annotation, molecular function: oxidoreductase activity, acting on paired donors, with incorporation or reduction of molecular oxygen; heme binding; monooxygenase activity. The record is from RefSeq and is a predicted model, not a curated record. The transcript has 4 exons. The coding region runs from base 1 to 1635 and encodes 544 amino acids. Lineage: Eukaryota; Fungi; Ascomycota; Sordariomycetes; Hypocreales; Nectriaceae.